Molecule: messenger RNA, 1595 nt
Organism: Chrysochloris asiatica (Cape golden mole)
Lineage: Eukaryota; Metazoa; Chordata; Mammalia; Afrosoricida; Chrysochloridae
Gene: PXYLP1
Product: acid phosphatase-like 2
Exons: 5
Coding region: 39-1433 (464 amino acids)
Biological process (GO): dephosphorylation; chondroitin sulfate proteoglycan biosynthetic process; glycosaminoglycan biosynthetic process
Cellular component (GO): Golgi apparatus
Molecular function (GO): phosphatase activity
Source: RefSeq, a predicted model, not a curated record
AUUAUCUGAUGCGUUAGCGAUCGGGAAGAUACUAAGAGAUGGACAUUCUUACUGCUCUUCUACUUCUAGUCCACCUGAUUCCAGUGUCGACAGCUAAGAAUGAAGUGAGUAGCAAGAGUCGAAAGAGAAUCAUGCCUGACCCAGUAACAGAGCCCCCUGUGAUGGACCCCGUCUACGAAGCUCGUCUGUACUGCAACAUUCCAAGUGUGGCCGAGCGCAGCAUGGAAGGUCACGCCCCGCAUCACUUCAAACUGGUCUCCGUGCAUGUUUUCAUCCGCCAUGGGGACAGGUACCCGCUGUAUGCCAUUCCCAAAACCAAGCGGUUAGAAAUUGACUGCACUCUGGUGGCUAACAGGAAACCAUACCAUCCUAAACUGGAAGCUUUCGUUAGUCAUAUGGCAAAAGGAUCCGGAGCCUCUUUUGAAAGCCCCUUACACUCCCUGCCUCUUUACCCCAGUCACCUGCUGUGUGAGAUGGGAGAACUCACGCAAACAGGAGUUGUACAGCAUUUGCAGAAUGGUCAGCUACUGAGGGACAUCUAUCUAAAGAAACAUAAACUCCUGCCAACUGACUGGUCUGCAGACCACCUUUACUUGGAGACCACUGGGAAAAGCCGGACUCUACAAAGUGGGCUGGCCUUGCUUUAUGGCUUUCUCCCGGAUUUUGACUGGAAGAAGGUUUACUUCAGACACCAGCCAAGUGCUCUGUUCUGCUCUGGGAACUGUUAUUGCCCAAUGAGAAACCAGUAUCUAGAAAAAGAGCAGCGUCGUCAGUACCUCUUACGUUUGAAAAACAGCCAGCUGGAGAGGACCUAUGGGGAGAUGGCCAAGAUCGUGGACAUCCCCACUAAGCAGCUGCGAGCCGCGAACCCCAUCGACUCCAUGCUCUGCCACUUCUGCCACAAUAUCAGCUUCCCCUGCACUGGAAACGGCUGUAUUGCCAUGGAGCACUUCAAGGUGAUCAAGACACAUCAGAUAGAGGACGAGAGAGAGAGGCGGGAAAAGAAACUGUAUCUUGGGUAUGCACUACUGGGCGCCCACCCCAUCCUGAAUCAAACCAUCAGCCGCAUGCAACGUGCCGUGGAAGGCAGGAAAGAAGAGAUCUUUGCCCUUUACUCAGCCCAUGAUGUCACCUUGUCACCAAUUCUCAGUGCCUUGGGCCUUGCGGAAGCCAGGUUCCCACGGUUUGCGGCCAGGUUGAUCUUUGAGCUCUGGCAAGACAGAGAAAAGCCCAGUGAGCAUUCUGUCCGGAUUCUUUACAAUGGUGUCGAUGUCACGUUCCACACCUCUUUUUGCCAGGAGCACCGCAAGCAUUCUCAUAAGCCUAUGUGCCCCCUGGAAAACUUAGUCCACUUUGUCAAAAAGGACAUGUUUGCAGCCCUGGGUAGCAGUGGUACUAAUUAUUAUGAAGCGUGUCACAAGGAAGGAUUCUAAAAGGCACAAUGUGUCAUGCUUAUAAAAUCCGUGCCAGUACAGAAGAAAUGGGAAAGGUUCUCUUCAAAUUCCUUCUGUUGCAAAGGGUACAUGAUACUGAUUUUUAAAGGCUAGAAACCCUGUCGGGAAUCUUAUAAAUGGUUUGGUUUGAAGGGUAAGUAC